Molecule: messenger RNA, 7926 nt
Organism: Megalopta genalis
Lineage: Eukaryota; Metazoa; Arthropoda; Insecta; Hymenoptera; Halictidae
Source: RefSeq, a predicted model, not a curated record
CGUUUCCACUUCUCUAAGUCCGACGACGGCAUUGCGUAACGGCGAAGUUUCCGAAGUCGGACCGCUGGUGCUCGCGCAGCUUGCACAGGGUGCCGCGUAAUCGUCAACAGUUCUCAGCUUUGCUUGAGAAAGUGCGACAAGAGAGUUCGGAAGGUUGUGCGUAUCUCGUUGGCCUCCGUUUUCGGGCGGAUGCGGAUCGACCGAGUAGAAUAGGCCAGCAAGCGACAGACACGCGAAUCCUAUCAACGCGUUUGGUAUCCCGAGGCUUCCGAGAGUUCGCACUCGACAACAAAACCACCAGCUUCGCAAGCGCGACGAUAAACAAUCUUCUCCGCGACCGUUCGUUCCUUAAAACCUGUGCCAAAAGCCAAGUCGCUAGACUACGCCAGUAAACGUUCUAUGAAAUCGUGACGAUUUGUGCACACGCCUGACACGUCGAACGAAACUGUAAGCCUCCAAGAGUGAACCAGGUCUGAAAUCUCUCGGAACACUGCAUCUUCCCGAAGUCGCCGAAACUGUCGACAAUUGUUAUCCGCGACACCGACCAUAUUUCUGUCACCGAACCGGCAACCGUCCCCUAAAAUCGCAGGAAUCUCUGCUCGCACGAAACAAACGGUGCGCCACUAAAAACUCAACGAGGUCUCGCUCGAAAGCGACCAAAGUCGCGCAGUCUGCGGACGAGUGCCAAUCGCAACGGUGGCCAUUUUUCCCGCGCACGAUCCGGGCCGGGCCGUUCCCGAGGCUGGCCCGAUCGGCGAUCGUUCGCCGAGACCUCUGACCAGGUGCCAAAAAAUGUUCUACAUCGGUUGACUGACUCAUCUCGAAACGGUGGCCGUUUCUCGCGGGAAGAUCGGACGGUGCGCGUAACCGCUAGUCAUCUCGGGUAUUUGGGGAUGCUGGGUGGCUCAGGUGGUUGCGUGGCGGCCCGAAAUAGAGGCGGUCGCCCGCGCAAAAUCGCUCGGAGUCGCGCCGCGAAUAGUCCGCGCCCACCGGCUUCACGAGAGCCGCCGUUAAUUUUAGAAAACGUUUUGUUUUCGUGCCAGAGCAGAGCCGCGACAGAAGCGGAGAGAAGAAGCGUAGUUGCGUGAGUCGCGAGCCGCACGUACACGCGCCGCGUGCCUACUCGCUUCUUCCUCGCGGGAUUACGUCGCGCGUUCCCGAGAUCGAUGCACGCGCGACACCCACGCCCCGCCGCAGACAGUUUCGCUCUCGCAGCCGAGGAUUCGGAUGCCCCGACCCGGGGACUAUAGUUUGUUGCUGGUGCCGGCGAAGUUCGCGGCCGACGAGACCUGGCCUCGCGGGUAGCCGGAGAUUCACCCGGCGAGGACACGCAGUGCGGUACCGAGGAGGUUUCCGCCGGCGGACAGGCAGGCGAUCAGCUACAGAGGAUGACGAUGGACGGGAUGGAAGUGGUGGGCUCGCAGCCCCACGCGGCCACCAGCCCGUUUUUGCUCUCCUCGCCACCCCUCGGGCAUCAUCACCAUCAUCAUCAUCAUCCCACGUUCAACCUGCAAACGGUGCAGCUCAGCUUCGACGCUUGUCUGCCUUACAACACGGCGACAUCGUCGAACUCGAUCGUGUGCGGCGUCGGGGGUGGCACCUCGUCGCCGGCACCGACCACUUGCCCGACCUCCACCGGAUGCAACAACAACAACAAUAACAACAACAACAACAACAACAAUAACAACAAAACGGUGCCGACCCUGUCGUUGGCCGGCUGCGUGCCGUUGCACGCGCAACACCAAAACAACGCGGACACCACGGACCACCAUGUCCGGCACCAUCAUCACCAUCAGCAUCAUCAGAGGCUCGACGACCACCAGCAGCACCGGCACAUCGAUGCCUCGUCGCCGUCCAGCGACACCGGCGACGCGAAGCGGCGCCUGCAGGCCGGAAACGAGGAGAAGGACUGCUCGAGGGACUGCCGGGACGAUCUGCAGGAACCUGUCGAGAAGGAUAAGCCAGGUGACCUAAACACGCCGGUUACCACCAGCAGCGAUUUACCGUCCUUCUUCGGCCCCUCCGCGCUCGUCGAGCCACCUCCUAUUUCAGGCAGCCUGGCGGGCGAGGACCUGUCGCUGGAGGAGGCGACCCCGGAGGACGAUGAGACGGCGGCCUCGGCCGGCAGGGACCACCGGCAACACCAUCAUCACCAGGACUCCCAGGACACCGGAACGCCCGGGGCGCCACCUUCGACCAGCCCGCCCCGGCAUCAUCAGACGCAAGAGGACGCGGACCGGUGCAACGUGCUGCAGGGCGGCGUGAUCUUGUACUCGUCGCCGCACUCGACCUCCUCGGUGUCCUCGGCGCCCGCGACCAGCGUCAACAUCUGCAACGUGCCCACCCUGACCUACCGCGGCGUGUUCACCGCGACCUGCACCCAGUCGUCCACCCUGAACACGCUGCAGAGUCAGCAGCAACAGCCGCAGCAGCAACAACAACCCCAGCCGACCAGCCAGGAGCUCUGGGGACCGUUGCCCUCGCCGACGCUCACCUUGACGGGUCAGCCGUUCCUUCACCCCACGCUCCAUUCGUCCCAUUACGGCGGCGAGACCGUCGAACUUCUCCAGGUCGAGUCGAAGCCACCCCCGCCGCCAGGUUACCACGACACGCCGACCACCACCCCGGCCGGCUGGCUGACGGCGCACGAGGACGCCUACGACCCCAACCUGCUGUCCCACCAUCACCCCCAUCACCAUCACCAGGAGACCCAGCUGAAGCAGGAGCCGAUCGGCACCGGCGGCUACGGUCCCGCUGUCCAGCAGCAGCAGCAGCUGCAGCAGCCCCAACCGAGCCAGCAGCAGCAACAGCAACAGCAACAGCAACCGCCGCUGCCGGGCGGCGCCACCAGCGUGCAGCUAGCAGCGAUCAACCCGAGCACAUCCAAGGGCCACGAGAUCCUCACGCAGGUGUGCCAGCAGAGCGCUCUGCCGCUGAGGCUAGUCCCGGUGAAGCCGAGGAAGUACCCGAACCGACCCAGCAAGACCCCGGUUCACGAAAGGCCGUACGCGUGCCCGGUGGACCGAUGCGACCGCAGGUUCUCCCGCAGCGACGAGCUGACGCGUCACAUUCGCAUCCACACCGGCCAGAAACCGUUCCAGUGUCGCAUCUGUAUGCGCUCGUUCUCAAGGAGCGACCAUCUGACCACCCACGUGAGGACCCACACCGGCGAGAAGCCGUUCUGCUGUGAUCAAUGCGGCCGGAAGUUCGCGAGGAGCGACGAGAAGAAGCGGCACGCGAAGGUCCACCUGAAGCAGAGGCUGAAGCGCGAGGCGACGCACGCGUCCGCGAGGAACCAUCCGCAGAGCCACGCUUCGCCGCCCUGCAACCAGUAAGGGGGCGAUCGCGAAUUUAACCCUGUCGUUCUGGGCUGUGCAACAGUGCCAUGGAGCACCUGGGCGGACACGGCUGCCGCCCACGGCUUCGGUAGGAAAAUGUAGAAGGGUGCUGGAAGCACCCGGACAAGCAGAUCGCUGCAGAAGAUGCUUGGCUCUCGUCGACGCGGCAAGGUGUCUGGGAUUCUCGAGUCCGUCGCUCUGACCUGUCCUGUCCUGCUUGCCAUUCUGUCUGUCUGUCUGUCUGUCUGUCUUGUCUGUCUUGGCUGUCUUGUCUUGUCUGUCCGUCACGGAUCGACGCCCAUUCCCCUCGACCUUGCCAAUUAGUGCUCACCCAAGGCGCAGCUUCUCCCCUCGCCGGGCGACGAGCAAACGACGGAGACCUUUAGGCGGAACGCACAGACUGCCGUCAACGACUGAUCCGUCGUCGAUCGUCGUCGGCUCGCAAGCGAUCGACGGCCGCGGCUCGCGCGAGGAUCCGCUUCAUCCAUCGUGUCUCAACAAGAAUCUGUCUGGAAACGAUCGCGGCUUCGACGAUCUGGACCCAACGAGUCGCCGCGCCGAGAUCCUCGGCUGUCGCGUUAUCGUAAGAAAUCGUUCUGGAACAUCGUCGUCUUGUAAAUACCGAGAGCUUUAUUCCGCGAAGGACGCGGCAGCGUCGUCGCGCGAUCCGCUCGAUCGUCUCUCGCGCAUCGUCGCGUAUCCAGGGAACAUGAGAGCUGGGAAUGUGCGGCGCACACCCGGUAUUCGAUCACUCGACGACGGGUAAACGGUUUGAUAACCUGUUCGGUCGAAACGGAGCUGGCUGGAAAAUUCGUUCUCGCACUGUCGACGAUAUUCGGAUGCUUGCUGACGGCGAUUCGACCUCGUUGUGAUAGAAUCAAAAAGAAAUAAUUAACUGCGUUUCCUAACGCUAAACUCGCCGAGUUUCCAAGUCGCUGAAAUUGUAGGAACACUUUCGCAAGUUCGAUGAAUCUCUUAAAAUCGAGGCAUACGUUAUAAUGAAAAUUGCGAGAGAUCUAUCGUUUUAUUUAUUGUUGUAAAAAGAAAACACGUUAGUUAAUUUUUAGGGCUCGGUGGGUUCGGCGUUCGAAUGGUUUCUCCUCUUUGCGGUUAGAACAUUGGAAGGAAGAUUGGGAGAUUGUCUCCCGUACUUGUGAUAUUCAUGGAUGUCGAAAACAUCUGUCUCUGUGUAAAUGUUAGAGACACUUGAUCGCGUCCAUAUUGGCCAUCCCAUUCAUGUGAUUCCGAAACAGGAAAGAGCCCUCCAUCUGGCAUAGAUAAGAGUCGAACGAAAGGAAUUUAGGCAAAUCGUUUCAGCUAGCGUUCGCUCGACGGUUUCUCGGCUGAAUUUGCUGUUCGGCGUGGAACUGGCGCAAUGAUAAAAAAAGCACUGGUACGAGCAUAAUUGAAUUUGAUAAUUGCGCGACACGCGCGUCGGUUCCCGUUCGCUGGAGAUUUCGCGGAAGACAGAACUCGAACGUUAUCAGCAUUUCAAGAUUUAUGCAUUUCAAGAUGGCUCCGGAACUGUUGUCGCAUUACGCGCAACUUACCGAGAUCGUUAAAAAUGGAAAUCAAUUUCAAUUCGAUUCUUGCUGGUCGCAGUCGCGACAGAAAGAGCUCGCACAAAUAAGCGCGUGUAACCGUAAUAAAGCGGUGUAACGCCACCGCUAUCGUAGCAAUCUCGCUUUAAUUUCGUCCGGUCUCAUCCCGCUUUAAGUUCGGUCCCGCGAAAUCCCGAACGAUCGAACGCCGGCGCGCGGAUCAUCCACCGAGUCACGGCCGAAGAAAAACGUCGGAACAAUGGUCCGUUUAAUUCUACCCUCGGAACUCGAGUGAUCGAAUACUCUUCCGGGAUAGGGUAACGCCGAUCCAGAAGGAUCUCGUCUCGCAUUUUUCGCAUCCGGUUCUUCUAUCACCGGGGUCGUCGGCGCAGGAUUCAGCUUUCGAGACCAGCUUCGGUCGCGGGAAUUCCUAGCUCUGUCUCUCUCCCUCUCUCUCUCUCUCUCUCUCUCUCUCUCUCUCUCUCUCUCUCUGCCUUUCUGUCUCUCUUUCUUGGCGGCGUAAGCACUGUGUCGUAGUCGUUUCCUCGACGACGACGACGACGACGACGACGACGGGAUCGGUGUCGAUUCUCCGAGCUCUCCGAGUGUUUUUCGCGGCGAGAGAACCGCGAGAGAGCGACGAGGACGGAGAUCGCGAGGCGACACGAGCCUGAGAAGGAUGGAAAGAUGGGGAGAGAGAAGCAGAGAAAGAGAGACAGAGGGAGAGAGAGAGAGAAGGAGAGAGAGAAUACUCGGUUACGGGCAAGCCGUUGGGGAUCGUUAUUUACGGGGCGGUCGCGUUUUAUGCCCUUGUUUGCGAUCGAGGAACGAUCGAGAUGCAGAUGCGAGAAUCGCGCGUAGAUACGCGCACGAAAUAUUCCGGUGUCACGAGAUACUGGCGACCAGCCACUCGGCCGAACGACGUCGAAUCGAUACCGCCCGCAGCUUCCGGGAAUCAGGGAAGGAAUUCGUCGAAUUAGAUAGAGAGAGAGACGGGGCUGGGUCUCGAUCGCCAUGCAAACGACCGCGUAAAAGAAACAGGAAAGAAACCUCACUCUCGCGCGCGCGAUCAGCCGAGCGAACGAGCGAACGAGCGAACGAGCGAGCGAGCGAGCCAGCAAGCGAGCGAGCGAUCCAGGGAUCUCGAGAUCCCUCAGACGAUUCGCGAUCGAAACCGGGCCCCGGUCACACCGUUCUACACUGGUGCACGGAUAACUGUCGCGUCGUGCGCCGGGAGCUGCCACGGUUCUUCAGGUAUUUCACCUGCGAAUCACCUGGAAACAAAGUCUGAAACACAGAACACGCCGGAGAGUAGAAGUUACACGGCAGCAGUCUGUAAGCCGACGGACCGGAGAAAACGCGCACGCGAACGAAGCGGAUGAUCCAAGUUUUGUUGCACGGAGAAAUUGUUGUUGGACGAAUUUGUUGAUCGUUGUUGAUGUUGAUCUAGUUGUGUUACCGCGAUGAGAAAAUUUUACUUACGUUGAUCGUCUUGUUUAUACUUUAUUUGGAUGUUCCAACCGCGUUAUUGGCAUCAAGAUCGGCUAUCGUAUAUGCGCUUCUUGGGGACGUCUGCGCGUUCUGUCUAGAAAUUAUGGGACCGGACGGACGGCCUCUUGUUUCGGAAAUUAAGGGAUCUUUGCGAGAAAAACGGCUGGAUAGAACGUUGAUUAUGCUAAUGUGAUUAUAUUCGGCGAUAGCGUGCCGAUUCGCCUUGCGUUCUUCUAUACCUGCUUUCGCUGCUUCGCGUAUCGUCUACUCGCGUGAAACGCGCGGUCUACGAUCGAUCGGUAUUCGUUGAGGUGAAACUCUGAAGGUUUCCGGCGAAGCAAGCCGGCAAAUAAAUCGCGAAGAAUGCAACGGUUGUCCAUGAAGGACGGAAGGAAGGAGAGAAGACGAUUUGAGCGACGAUUCGAGCGACAAUUUCCGAUGCACCACGGUAGUUUCGUGUGAACCGAGCGUUCGUCCGUCCUCUCGUCGUGCCGCGAACGAUUCGACAUGCCCGCGCUUUCUUGCCGAUCAGGGAAUCUCUGUGUAUGUAUAUGUAUGUAUAUCCAAAAAUAUUUUCUAUGUAUUUUUAUAAGCGCCCCGAGAGAAUUGAUUCGCAGACGGACGAUCCUCGAACGAUCGUGCGUAAAGAGAAUUUAGUUCGAUAACCGACGAGAGAGAGAGAGAGAGAGAGAGAGAAAGGGCGAAACGCACGGCCUGAUCUCGUCGCGAGAAUCGAUCCACAUGCAUACACAAUCGUACACACGACGCGCACACACAUUCACAAUCUCGCGCGCACACAAAUACAUACACACACACAUUCACGCGUACACAUACUUGUACACAUUUUUGCGUCCUUGAACCUCGUGUCUUUCAAUCAUACAAUCGAACAAUCGCUUCGUAUCGUGCUCUACCUCUUCGAACGCCACGUCCACGUGUCUCGUUCCUAGUUCGAACACCCUCUCGUGCUCCGGACACGCUAAAAUCUCGGAUCCCCCACCACCCCUCCCCCGCAUUGUCUUUCACCCCUUCGGUGAUCCUUACUCUUUUCCCUCGGUGCUGUCGCGAUCCUUCAACGAAAGAGCCCAUCCAACUUUUCUCGGCUGUCGAACACUCGAAGUGAAGACGACGAAGCAGAAGAAGAAGAAGAAGAGAGAGAGAGAGAGAGAGAGAAAGAGAGAGUGUGUGUGCGGGUCCUCUGUUUUUCACCGCGAAGCAGCAAACCCCACGAGUGAAUCUUAAUUAGUGAUCGGCGCGGUGAUCAUCGUUGUUUAACCACGGGAGUUUUCCUCUGUAAAUAUGUAUAUAUAUAUUAUCAGGCGUGUUAUACAUAUGUAUACAUAGGUUACGUGUUCUAAUCAGAACGGGGCAGAGACAGUGAGCGUAGGAGAAGAACCUGUUGAAAAAAAAGAUCUCUCACCAUUCUUCUCCGUUUGAUCUUGUUCGCUACUUUCCCGACAAUGAAACAAACAAACAAACAAACAAACAAACCAACCAACGUACCCCGUUCCGCCAUCAUUUUACGUGUAAUAUAAAGAUAUGAGUUUAGCGACGAUUAA